AAUUUCUCACAGCUAUCAUCUUAAGAAUAAUUCCUCUAGAGAAAGGGAGAAAUUAAGAAUUUGAGUAAAUGGGAAAUAUAUUUGCAGUGAUAAAACCAAUAAUUCAUGGUGUAUUGAAAGCUGUUGGAAUGACAUCCCAAAUGGUGGAAAUAGAACCAGGAACUACUAUGCAUUUUUGGGUUCCAACUGAAACCAUUCAUUACCAUAACCCAAACAACAAAUUACUAAACAAACCUAAGCCUGCUGUUGUAUUUAUUCAUGGAUUUGUUUCCAAUGGAAUUUUGACUUGGCUUUUUCAAGUGCUUUCCUUAAGAAUUUCAGGUGCUGAUUUUGCUAUCUACGUCCCUGACCUACUUUUCUUUGGAGAUUCCUUUACUGAUCGUCCCGAACGGUCAACGAGUUUUCAGGCAGAAUGUUUAGUGGUAUACUAGCUUAGUUAAAAUUAGAAAUGACCUUAUUCGAGAUAAGGUGUGUGUGGCCCUUGUGAAGGAUAAGAUGCGGGAGGCAAGACUUAGAUGGUUCGGGAUUGUGAAGAGGAGAGACACUGAUCCUCCGGUGAGGAGGUGUGAGAAGCCGGCGUAGGAGGGCAACACAGAGGUAGAGGUAGGCCGAAGAAGUAUUUGGGGGAGGAGGG
Messenger RNA from Nicotiana attenuata, 634 nucleotides. RefSeq lists its product as uncharacterized. The coding region runs from base 69 to 431 and encodes 120 amino acids. Lineage: Eukaryota; Viridiplantae; Streptophyta; Magnoliopsida; Solanales; Solanaceae. The transcript has 2 exons. The record is from RefSeq and is a predicted model, not a curated record.